AUGUCGCAAAGGAUCGAACAACUGAAGGGUCCUUGGCUAGCGGUCAGGAAGGCCAAGGUGGAACACUUGCAACAAGCUCAAAAGACGCUUAUAUCGCGAGCAGAUCAGGUGCUACGGUCGUUGAUGUACAAAGCAUCCCCGGAGCUCAGCGAGACCGAAAACAAGUGGUUCGAAGAACUGAGACGGAUGAAGCAAGAAGUCGUCGGCGCAAGCACAUAUGAUCCUCGGUCACUGGCCUUCCGAGCGAAAAUGCUACGCAAGGAGGUAGGCCGCCUGACCCCACAGCUCAAGGAGCUGCAAGAAAGGCACCGACAGUACCAAAUGAGGCUAACACGAACUCGGGAGAGCUUGGAGUUUUGCGGCCGACUGGAGGAACAACUUGGCUUAAAAGAAUCUAUUCCUCCGCCUCCGCCUCCUCCCAACACCCGCCAUCAUGAAUCUGACCCUGAAGAGAAGUUACGCAAGGAAGCCAUGCAGUGUCAAAACUGCUUUGUCUCCCGAGCAGACGGAGCAGUUCUACAUAGAUGCGGUGCUUGCAAAGUCGAUUUCUAUUGCAGCAGGAAGUGUCAGAAGGAAGCCUGGCCAAUCCAUAAGGCCAGGUGCCAGAUCAAUAAGAAAGCCCAAGGCGGUCGAACCGAUCGGCUGAAAAUUCUCCGCGAUUUCACGCAGAAGCACCGACCCUCUAUCUCAGAGGCAGGUCCGCGGGCCCUCGACCUUGCCACGGACCCAACCCGCUGCAAGCGGUACAUGCUAGUGAUCGACGUCCUUCCGCGCCCCGGCUCCACUCGUGUCGAGACCCUCUUCUAUGUCACUGGCAUCAGCGUUAUGCGGCACGAAGACUUCGCGGCGGAGAAGACGGAAGAGAUGCGUUCGCAGCUAAAGUACGCGCACGACAUGAACGUGAAGCAUGGGUCGCUCGGCGCAUUCCUGGUUGCGCUCUCAUGCGCGAAGGAAAUGAUGGCCAACAUCGCACCGGUAGGGUUUGGACAAGAAGUGCUGGACCAGACCACCGAGGUUGAGCCUGGUCGACCAUGGAAGGAAUGCCUCCUGACGCAGCUCACUGGUGAUGAGCCAGCACGCCAUCGCCACAUCAAAGAGAAAGUAUAUACCGCCAUGAACAUGCAGCAUAAGACCAAGAAAAAGACUCCAAAGAUGAUGAACGUUGUAGCGACACAGCAGACCCACCGUAGCUCUGUGAAUUCAAAAGUUAGCGGGUUAGAGGAACGAUGGCUGUACAACCCGAAGGCAACACAGCUUACGAAAGCAGUACGGUAG
Molecule: messenger RNA, 1275 nt
Organism: Postia placenta MAD-698-R-SB12
Lineage: Eukaryota; Fungi; Basidiomycota; Agaricomycetes; Polyporales; Adustoporiaceae
Exons: 6
Coding region: 1-1275 (424 amino acids)
Source: RefSeq, a predicted model, not a curated record